GCCUCGCGCGGGGAAGGACCGGAACUCCGGGCGGGCGGCUUGUUGAUAAUAUGGCGGCAGGAGCUGCCUGGGCAUCUCGAGGAGGCGGUGGGGCCCACACCCGGAAGAAGGGUCUCUUUUCGGGCUAGUGCGGCGGCCGCUGCGGCCCCGGAAGUCCGGGCCGGUUGCUGAAUGAGGGGAGCCGGGCCCUCCCCGCGACAGUCCCCCCGCGCCCUCCGCCCCGACCCGGGCCCCGCCAUGUCCUUCUUCCGGCGGAAAGUGAAAGGCAGAGAACAAGAGAAGAUCUCAGAUGUCAAGUCCAUUAAAGCCUCAAUAUCCGUACAUUCCCCACAAAAAAGCACUAAAAAUCAUGCCUUGCUGGAGGCCGCAGGACCAAGUCAUGUUGCAAUUAAUGCCAUUUCUGCCAACAUGGACUCCUUUUCAAGUAGCAGGACAGCAACACUUAAGAAGCAGCCAAGCCACAUGGAGGCCGCUCAUUUUGGUGACUUGGGAAGAUCAUGUCUGGGCUACCAGACUCAAGAGACCAAAUCAAGUCUUUCAAAAACCCUGGAACAGGUCUUGCAUGACACUGUUGUCCUCCCUUAUUUCAUUCAAUUCAUGGAACUUCGGAGAAUGGAGCAUUUGGUUAAAUUUUGGUUAGAAGCUGAAAGUUUUUACUCUACAACUUGGUCCCGAAUAAGAGCACACAGUCUGAACACAGUGAAGCAAAGCUCAUUGGCUGAGCCUGUCUCUCCAUCAAAAAAGCAAGAAACUACAGCAUCUUUUGUAACUGAGUCUCUUGACAAGAGAUUAGAGGAUUCUAGCUCAGUCCAAUUGCUUAUGACUCAACCAGAAGGAAUUGACCUGAAUAAUAGAACUAGCAACACUCAGAAUCACUUGCUGCUUUCCCAGGAAUGUGACAGUGCCCAUUCUCUUCAUCUGGAAAUGGCCAGAAGAGGAACUCUUCAAGUUUCCAUGGAAACCCAAGAAUCCUCCUCCAGACUUACAGUAGCCAGUAGAAAUAGCCCCUCUUCUCCACUAAAGGAAUUAUCAGGAAAGCUAAUGAAAAGUAUAGAACAAGAUGCAGUGAAUACUUUCACCAAAUAUAUAUCUCCAGAUGCUGCUAAACCAAUACCAAUUACAGAAGCAAUGAGAAAUGACAUCAUAGCAAAGAUUUGUGGAGAAGAUGGACAGGUGGAUCCCAACUGUUUUGUUUUGGCACAGUCUGUAGUCUUUAGUGCAAUGGAGCAAGAGCACUUUAGUGAGUUUCUGCGAAGUCAUCAUUUCUGUAAAUACCAGAUUGAAGUGCUGACCAGUGGAACUGUUUACCUGGCUGACAUUCUCUUCUGUGAGUCAGCCCUCUUUUAUUUCUCUGAGUACAUGGAAAAAGAGGAUGCAGUGAAUAUCUUACAGUUCUGGUUGGCAGCAGAUAACUUCCAGUCUCAGCUUGCUGCCAAAAAGGGCCAGUAUGAUGGACAGGAGGCACAGAACGAUGCCAUGAUUUUAUAUGACAAGUACUUCUCCCUGCAGGCCACACAUCCUCUUGGAUUUGAUGAUGUUGUAAGAUUAGAAAUUGAAUCCAAUAUCUGCAGGGAAGGUGGGCCACUCCCUAACUGUUUUACAACUCCAUUACGUCAGGCCUGGACGACCAUGGAGAAGGUGUUUUUGCCUGGCUUUUUGUCCAGCAAUCUUUAUUAUAAAUAUUUGAAUGAUCUCAUCCAUUCGGUUCGAGGGGAUGAAUUUCUGGGAGGAACUGUUUCACUGAUCUCUCAUGGCUCUGUCGGCCCUUCUGACGACUCCCAUUCAGGUUGUUCCGACAGCUCAGCUUCUCAGUCCAGUGUGAAAAAAGCCAGUGUUAAAAUUCUGAAAAAUUUUGAUGAAGCGAUAAUUGUGGAUGCUGCCAGUCUGGAUCCAGAAUCUUUAUAUCAACGGACAUAUGCAGGGAAGAUGACAUUUGGAAGAGUUAGUGACUUGGGGCAAUUCAUCCGAGAAUCUGAGCCUGAACCCGAUGUAAAGAAAUCAAAAGGAUCCAUGUUCUCACAAGCUAUGAAGAAAUGGGUGCAAGGAAAUACUGAUGAGGCCCAAGAAGAGCUAGCAUGGAAGAUUGCUAAAAUGAUAGUCAGUGAUGUUAUGCAGCAGGCACAAUAUGAUCAACCAUUAGAGAAGUCUACAAAGCUAUGACUCAAUACCUGAGAUAAAGGAAAUCUGCUUUUGAAAAAUGAGAGAACUUUUUUUCUUUUGGUUGGAUUCUUCAACACAGCCAAUGAAAACAAAGCACUGUAUUUCUUUUCACUGAUAUAUCACUGUUGUUCCCAAGAAAGAAUGACAGACAAUCCUAGACUUCCACCAUAAGCAGAGUGACAUGUAGACUUAUUUGCUGCACAUGAUGUUCACACAGUGAAAGUCAUAAAGAGACAAAGCGGUAUUGUUUACAUUACUAGAAGAAUUAGUAGUUUUUCAAUGGCAAUAACCCAUUCAUGAGAGAGGUUUCAUCCACUGGAAUAGAGAGGGACCACAUACUGUGGGAGGCAGAUGAGCACAGAGCUGAUACUUGCUGCACAUUCUGUAGCGGUAACGCCUCCCUAACAACACAGAGCAGGUACCAGAGGUGCUUUGCUUUGCUCUUAAAACAAACGGGAGUCAGCCCCUCCGCGAGCCGGCAGCUCAGAGUGGCCAUGUGGUGCUAGAAGGUUGUUUCUCUUCGAUGAAACGGGGCAAGGCUCACUGUGUAGUCUUCCUUCACAGAGGCAUUCAUUUGGAAGGAAGCUGACGUUCUUCUUCCUGUUGGUGACAGUAUACAAUUUUCACAUUUUAGUUGCUCCUGAGAUGCAGUAUACUUAAAGCUAGUCUAUCCCCUACUAACCAAAGGGUGAGUGUCCUUUACUUCGAGUAUUGAACUUGCUCCUCUGGAACUCCGUGCUCCAGGUUAUUUAACUUUCCCUUUAGAAUACCUGU
Messenger RNA from Rhinolophus ferrumequinum (greater horseshoe bat), 2934 nucleotides. It is a transcript of the gene AKAP10, whose product is annotated as A-kinase anchoring protein 10. The coding region runs from base 172 to 2160 and encodes 662 amino acids. NCBI's taxonomy places the organism in Eukaryota, Metazoa, Chordata, Mammalia, Chiroptera, Rhinolophidae. Gene Ontology annotation, biological process: intracellular protein localization. Gene Ontology annotation, molecular function: protein kinase A binding. The record is from RefSeq and is a predicted model, not a curated record. Gene Ontology annotation, cellular component: plasma membrane. The transcript is spliced from 15 exons.